UUCUAACAACGAGGUGUGGGAGGUCGGGGCAGAUCGAGGGAGUCGGCGCUGUGUGCUGCUGUAGAGAGCAGCCGGAGACGUCGACGAGAAAGAGGCGGGAUCGACCGUAGAGCUCCCGGGUUGCGUCCAGAGGCGCCUUCGGCGUACGCCGCCAAGCCAGGUAUGACACCAUGCAGAUUCAACGCGGCGCGUAGCCAGUUCUCGAUUCUCCUCCCGACUCGCCAGCGUCGAGAUGCAGAACGGGCUUACCUUUCCUUGGUCGUGCUCGGCGCAAGGCCAAAUCGCGCAUGCGCCGUCGGCAUCUACUUCAUGAUCGGCACCCUCGGGGUCGUUAAUUACCUCUGCACUUGCAUCGCUAUCAACCUCUUCGUUACCAUCGUGCUGGGGUUGAAUCCUAUUCGAAUGGGCUUGGAACGCUGGUACAUCGGCCUCUCCAUAUUCAUCGGCCUCUUCGUCCCCAUCAUCCCAGCUGCACUUGGGCAUUUUGGGUGGGAUCCUAUCUACCACGUUUGUUGGAUCAAGUCGUCUGAAAAAGCCCGUGUUACCAACUUUGUCCUCGACCUGUAUCUCUGGCAACUGUUGUCCUGCGCAAUCGCCACUGUCGCUGUCGCUAUUACAUUAUGGAAGCUGUUCCGGCAGGGCCGUGCAACAUCGCGCGCACUCUUUGGCGGCGAUAGCCUCAACUUUGAGAUGUCCUCGGACUCGACGGACGACACCGACCACCGCAAAAAGGGCAAGCGCCUGUUCCGCGGACGCCGCAACAGCAUCAAGCGCGAGCGCAUGUUCGGCCACCUCGAGGACCGAUUUGUGUCCAUCGCGAUCCGUGUCUCGCUCUACCCCAUCACGCUCGUCAUUGUCAACGGCGUCAUCGCAAUAGGUGAUCUCUACAUCUCACUCCAGGGCGGAGUCAAGUCCAAGGCUGUGUACGGGCUGUACUGCGUGUACUAUCUGUUCUACGGUGUCCGCGGCGUGACAUUUGCCAUGCUGGCCGUCAUCGUCGACCCCUGCCUCCGCAAGGGGUUCCGCGCCGCUUACCGCGAAAAGUUCCCCUCGCCGUCUCUUGAGAAUGACAAGGACAAGGGAGCGGAUCCCAGCUGGUCCCUGCCCGAGCCUGUCGGAUGCGUCGCGCCUCUUGCGAGCGCAGCAGACCCAUCGGCCGCUGCGCAGAACGAGCUCGACCUGAACCAGCUCACCAUGGCCACGCCGCUCGCAGCCGCGAGCCGGGGGAGCAUCGACUCGGACUGCUCGAUGGAUGUGCUCCAGGCCCUCUUCGCAUCUGAACCACCACCAGACGCGAGAAUUCCGAACCCCUCUCACUCGGACCACACGCGCCGCGGCUUCCACCCACAUCUUCCCCAUUUCCACCCCCACCUGCCCCACUUGCAUUUGCAUAUGCCCAACCUCAAGCACCUGCCAUGGUUCUUGCGGCGACACUUGGAGAAGGAGGCCGAGGCGGCAGCGCAGGCGGACGUCGAGGCCGCGACCAUGACGCCGACACCUAUGGUGCCUGCAUCUCCCGCUGCCACGCCAGCGAGCUUCACCAACGCGUUCACCGGCGUGCCGGCGGAUGCCAUGCCGUCGUGGCUGGACGACGUAGCGGACGACGUCGUCGCGCCAGACGCGCUUGCUGCCGCGCGGGCGAGCCGGGCGCAGACGGCAGACGCGGCGGCGCUCGACCGCGCGCUGGCACGAGUGGAGACAGAGGACCAAGAGCGGGAGCGGGGCGACCGCGAAAAGGAGCGGCGGGACGAGAAGUCGCGCGACUCGCCACGCACCUCUCUCCCGGCGCCGCCGCCCGCCGCCGUGCUCAACCAAGCGCUCGCGGGCCUCGGCCAGGGCGUGGCCGCCGUCAUGGGGCCGUCCGUCGGCCUGAGCUUGGGUAUGGGGACGCGGCGCGGGUCGCAGUCGUCGCAUUUCUCGGGGACGAGCAGCACGCGCGCGUCGUUCAGCGCAAGCGCGGGCGCGACGAGCCCCGCGAUGCGCGCCAGCUUGCGGGGCGCGCGGCCGCGCUGGGCCGCCGGCGUGCGGCGGGGCAGUUUCGGGGAGUCGGCGCCGCUCCAUCUCGCGGACCCACGGGCGAGACGGCAGGCAACGCUCGCGCUCGCGGAGAAGCUGUACGAGGAGAUGGAGGCGCAGUUGUGAGGGUGCACAGAUAGAAUAGUACUGUGUGUAUAAUGUAAUGUGUACGCGAGCG
This is a messenger RNA of Cutaneotrichosporon oleaginosum, 2194 nucleotides long. RefSeq lists its product as uncharacterized. NCBI's taxonomy places the organism in Eukaryota, Fungi, Basidiomycota, Tremellomycetes, Trichosporonales, Trichosporonaceae. The record is from RefSeq and is a predicted model, not a curated record.